ACUGGUGCACAUCACCCCAGUGCCUGAGGCCAGGAGACUACGGACACUUUUGGCUGGGAUGCCUCUGGUCCUGGAGUGUGAGGUCUCUACACCUGAUGCCCCCACCUUCUGGUUCAAAGAAGGAAACCCUGUGUCUUUGGAUGAUGGUGCCCUUCUUGUCCAAUCAGAAGGCUGCAUCCGCAGGCUCUCAAUUCCCUCAGUCUCAUCUUUGGAUUCUGGGACAUAUACCUGUGAUGUAGGUGAUGAUGCCAUCACCUUCAGGGUAACUGUGGAUGAGCUUCCUCUGAAGGUUGUGCACUCCAAUGCCAAAGAGGCCCAUGCUUAUGAAGUUGGAGAACGUGUGAUAUUGACCUGUGAAUUAUCCCAGCCUGAUGCCCCUGUGCACUGGUAUAAGGAUGGGGAGGCAGUGGAAGAAAGAGAUGGUCUCCUGCUGGAAAGUGAUGGAGCUCUCCGCCGGCUGGUCAUCACUUCAGUGCAAGCACAGGACUCAGGAGAAUUUAUGUGUGACAUUGGUGGAGAUUCUGUCUUCUUCAACAUCUCUGUUAAAGAACCUCCUGUAACUGUUGUACAGUCCAAUGCUGAAGAUGCUCAUGCCUACCAGGUUUCCCAGCGUGUGGUCUUAAGCUGUGAGCUGUCCCGUCCCAAUGCUUCUGUUCGCUGGUACAAAGAUGGGGAAGAGGUGGAAGGAAAUGAUGGCUUCCUUUUGGAGAAAGAGGGCUCACACUGCCAGCUGACCAUUCCUUCUGCACAGAUCCAUGAUACAGGAGAGUUUGUCUGCGAUGUGGGUGGUGAUUCUGUCUUCUUCAAUAUUACUGUCACAGAUCCUCCUGUCCAGGUUGUAAGUUCCAAUACAGAUGAACCUCAUACCUAUCAAUCCUUGGAUACGGUGACAUUGGCCUGUGAACUGUCCCGCCCUAAUGUUCCUGUUCGCUGGUACAAAGAUGGGGAAGAAGUAGAGGAGUGUCAGGGUCUUCAGCUAGAGGGUGAAGGGUGCCACCAUAGACUGGUCAUUACCUCUGCUCAGGUGCAAGAUACAGGAGAAUUCGUAUGUGAUGCAGGUGGUGAUUCAGUCUUCUUCAACAUUACUGUUAAAGAACCUCCGGUAAAGAUUGUGCUCUCUAAUGCGGAUGAAGCCCAUGCCUACCUGGUUGGGGAGCGUGUGGUGCUGGCCUGUGAGCUGUCUCGCCCAGAUGCUCCUGUGUGUUGGUACAAAGAUGGAGAGGAAGUGGAAGGAAGUGAGGGCCUCCUGAUGGAAAGAGAGGGCCAGCAUUGCCAGCUAAUCAUACCCUCAGCUCAGGUCCAAGAUUCAGGGGAGUUUCUGUGUGAUGCGGGUGGUGAUUCUGUUUUCUUCAACAUCAGCGUUGCAGAGCCACCUGUGAAGAUUGUGCACUCCAAUGCAGAUGUAGCCCACACUUAUCAAGCCUCAGAUCAUGUCGUGCUGUCUUGUACGGUGUCCAACCCCAAAGCCCUCGUUCGCUGGUACAAAGAUGGGGAGGAAGUUGAGGAGGGGGAAGGCCUACUGUUAGAGAGUGAAGGCCUCUAUCAACGGCUCAUCCUUCCCUCUGCACAGGUGCAAGAUACAGGGGAGUUUGUGUGUGAUACGGGCACUGAUUCUGCCUUCUUCGUUGUCUCUGUUGCAGAGCUGCCUGUUCGAGUUGUGCAUUCUAAUUCCGAAGCAGCUCACGUCUAUCAGGUGUCAGAGCAUGUGGAGUUGACAUGUAAGUUGUCCUGUGCCGAUGCUCUGGUAUGUUGGUACAAGGAUGGUGAAGAGUUGGAAGAAAAUGAUGGACUCCUGCUGGAGAGUGAAGGCCCCUAUCGUCGCCUGGUCAUCAUUGCAGCCCAAGCUCAGGAUACAGGGGAAUAUGUGUGUGAUGCUGGUGGUGACUCUGUCUUCUUCAAUGUCACUAUAACAGAGCCUCCAGUGCGUAUUGUAUACCCAGCUGAACGUUCAGUGGAGAAGCAAAUAUGGGCCUCUGAAUGCCUGGAGCUGACUUGUGAGGUGUCCAUUCCUGAUGCUCCUGUACGCUGGUUCAAAGACGGCCUGGAGGUGGAUGAGACAGACAACCUCUUGCUUCAGAUGGAGGGUACUGAGUGCCGCCUGAUUGUACUGCAAGCAGGUGCAGAAGAUGCUGGAGAAUAUAUCUGUGAGACCAAGGAUGAAUCUGUUUCUUUUGAUGUCAAGGUUUCAGACCCUCCAAUACAGAUUGUAGGGCGUGAUGAGCUGCAAACACACUACCGCUGCCUGGCUUCAGAGGACCUUACACUGUCAGUGAUGCUAUCUUGUCCUAAAGGAGAGGUGAAGUGGUACAAGGAUGGAGAGAAGCUGCAAGACACGGAGCGUGUGCGGCUGGAACAGGAUGAAACACGUCAUACGUUGGUGAUUCUGGGAGUAAGACGUAGUGAUGCAGGGGAGUAUCUGUGUGACAGCGGCGAUGACAGCCUCAUCUUCUAUGUGACGGUGGAGGAGCCUCCGAUCUCCAUUGUAGGAAACACAGAGGUGCCAGAACAUCACUCUUUGGCAACAGGAGAAGCUCUAGUAUUGGUUUGCAAGGUAUCUUCACCCAAUGCUGUGGUCCGCUGGUUACGAGAUGAUGAAGAAUUAAUAUCCAGCAAGCGUAUUCGUAUUGAAACCCAUGGAAAUCAUCGGCAACUCACCAUUCUGGGAGCUAAACCAGGGGAUUCAGGCUCCUAUGUGUGUGAUGCAGGCACAGACCGGAUGGUGACCACAGUAGAAGUGGCAGCACCCCCUGUGAGCAUUGUGAAUAAGACGGAUGCCCAGCUGCCUGUGGAAGUUCAGGAAGGGGAAAAUGUCACCCUGGUUGCUCGUCUUUCCCAAGAGAAGGCUUCUGUCCAAUGGUUAAAGAAUAUGCGGCCACUUUACCCCGGGCCACGUGUGGUUCUGAGCAAUGACGGACUAACACGUAGCCUCACCAUAAGGCAAGCUGAGCCAAGCGACAGUGGCAUCUUCAGCUGUGACACUGGAGAUGAUGAAAUACAUUUCACAAUGUAUGUGCGAGAGGCCCCGGUGCUGUUUGUGCCAAAGCCAGAUCAUCCUGAGAAAAUGCUGGUGCUGGAGGGGGGCAGUGCGGUGCUCUCAGCCAUUGUCUCCAAGGAGUCAGCUGUGGUCAGCUGGAAGGGGCCGCGGGGUGCCCUGGUGGCAGGCGAGAACUGCCAGCUCCGCAGAGAGGGACGGGUGCACAGCCUCCUGCUGAACAACGUGGGCAAGGCUGAUACUGGCGAGUACAUAUGUCAAUCCGCUCAUGACCAGAUGCGUUUUGAGCUAAGUGUCAAAGAGUUGCCAGUGAAGUUUGUUCGGGGCCUCUCAGAUGUGUCAACACUACAAGGGGAGACGGUGCUCUUCUGGUGUGAGCUAUGCAAAACCAAGGGUGAUGUUGUGUGGCAGAAAGAUGGCAAGGAGCUGGAAAACAAUGAAUAUGUGGAGAUUCGAGCAGAGGGACGGGAACGUUCUUUGACCUUGAGCCAUGUGAGGCCAGAGGAUGCUGGUGAAUACUCGUGUGAAAGCAAGGAUGACCGCACCUUGGCUAUACUUACAGUCCAGAUUCCCAGGUUGGUGGAGAUUAUUUCUGAGCUGCACAAUUUAACUGUGCUGGAGGGGGAUGAUGCCACCUUCAAGGCUGUAGUGUCUCCAGAUGAUGUGGUCCUACAGUGGCAGAUGAAUGGCCAGGAUGUGGUGCCCAGUGAACGACUCACUAUAACUAAGAAUGGGCUGUGCCAUACACUCACCAUAAAGCAGUGUCGACUGAGUGACACUGGCAUAGUAACUGUCUGGGCAGAAGGCCUAAUGAGUUCAGCCAGGCUCAGUGUCCAAGAGGCUCAGGUGUUGUUUGUUAAGACGCUGCAUGACUUGGUGGCUGAGGAAGGCCAAGACAUGCGCUUAGAAGUGGAAUUGAGCCUGGAGAGUGCCGAAGUGCAGUGGAUGAAGCAAGGCAUUCUGCUCCAGCAGAACUCCAAGUUCUCCAUGGAGGCCCAUGGUCCCCAGAGGGCUCUCACCAUCUACAACAUUGAGUUAGCAGACAGAGGCACCUACCGUUGUGAGAGCCUGCAUGACCGCACCCAAGCCAGAUUGAGCGUGGAACCUCGAAGGGUAAUGGUGAAGAAACCACUAUCAGAUGUGGAGACGUUUGAGAAGGAGACAGUGACAUUUGAGCUGGAGCUAUCCCAUCCCAAUGUAUCUGGGGUCUGGACUCGGGAUGGCAUCCGUGUGAAGCCUGGUUCUACCUGCCGAGUGAGUGCUACGGGCUGCACACACAGCCUGACACUGCUGGGGCUCACGCAAGAUGACUCAGGGACUGUGGCCUUCACUGCUGACACCGUGCGGAGCAGCGCCCGCCUUACUGUCCGAGAGCCUCCAGUAACUAUGCUGCGCCUUCCCCAGGAUAUGGGCAUCCCUGAGACUGGCUCUGCUACCUUUGAGUGUGAGCUAUCCCGGCCUCUAGCAGAGGUGAAGUGGUACAAGGAUGGGGAGGAGAUCCAGAUGGGCCCCACUUGCCGCAUGUAUUCAGUGGGACGCCGGCGCCUCCUUCAGCUCAAUCAUUGCAGCCUUGAAGAUGCGGGCGAGUACACAUGCGAUGCUGGUGACUGCUGUGCCUCUGCUAAACUGCGAGUUUUUGAACGGCAGGUGCAGAUUUUGCGAGAACUGGAGGAUAUUCGGGUACGGGAGAAUGAGAAUGCUGUUUUCAUGUGUGAGGUGUCACUCGAGGAGGUGAAAGGAGAAUGGUUCCGGGAUGGGGAGAGAAUCAAAGUUACGAGUACUGUGAAAAUACGGCAGGAAGGAGCCCGGCACUUCCUGCUUCUGUGCUGCGUUCAUCCUGAGGAUGCAGGCCAGAUCCGUUUUGUGGCCAAAGCAGCCACUUCUGAAGCACGCCUGGAAGUGGAGGCAUUGCCCAUUCGCAUUGUGAAGCCACUGAGGGACAAGACUGUACUAGCGCGGCACAAAGCCACACUGGAAUGUACAGUCUCACAGUCUCGUGGACGUGUGCGCUGGUUUCGUGGUGACACAGAGAUCUUUGCUGGCCCCAAGUAUGAGAUAUGCAACUUGGACUGUUAUCGAACCCUGGUUAUUCACUCUGUUGAGCCUGCAGAUGAAGGCCUCUACACCUGUGAUGCACUGGAUGACUGCUCUACAGCCCGCCUGCUAGUGGAGGCCGAAGGUAUCCAGGUGGUGCAAGGCCUGCGGAACGUGGAAGUGGUAGCUCCCUCUGAGGCUCAGUUUGAGUGUGAAAUAUCUGCUCCUCCUGGAUUCAGCCCCCAGUGGAGCCUUAAUGGGGAGGAAUUACAGCCUAGCUCUCAAGUGCAUAUGGAGAACACAGGACACAUCCAUCGGCUGAGGCUCUGUCAGACAACAACUGGAAUGAAUGGGAUGGUAAAAGUUACCAUUGGCAGUGCCCGUUCAAAAGCGCAUCUCACCGUUCGAGAGCACUAGCAUCAGGAGGGUGCUGAAUGUAAGCACAGUAGAUGCCAGGACCACAAGGGAAAGGUAUAAACAGUAUAUUGGAUGGUUGCACGCGGACAGCUGGAAGAAUGAACACGUAGAUGGACAGUUCUUUCUGUUUCCCUCUUCUGCAUGACAAGGGAAGCAGGUUCUGCUUUAUUAAAUGCAUUUGAUUCCUGAUUUAUUUCUAAAAUUAAA
Molecule: messenger RNA, 5650 nt
Organism: Anolis sagrei ordinatus
Lineage: Eukaryota; Metazoa; Chordata; Lepidosauria; Squamata; Anolidae
Gene: OBSL1
Product: obscurin like cytoskeletal adaptor 1
Molecular function (GO): protein binding
Source: RefSeq, a predicted model, not a curated record